AUGUGGUGGAUGCUGUUUCCCCGAUGGAUUUGGUUUCUACUGGCGCACGGUUACACUAUACUCCUUUAUAUGGACAGUUGUGGUGUGAGAGCAAUGCCUAUGUCUGUGGCAAAGGUGGUGUACUCCCACGCGGGUCUUUGCCCGAAUGACCUGAACCCCAACCUGUGGGUAGAUGCUAUGAGCACCUGUAUGCGCGAGUGUGAAUCCGACCAGGACUGUGAGACGUUUGAGAAGUGCUGCCCUAAUGUAUGUGGCAACAAGAGCUGUGUGGCAGCACGCUAUAUAGACAUCAAGGGCAACAAGGGCCCCAUUGGAAUGCCAAAGGGCGCCACCUGCGACAAGUUCAUGUGCUCUCAGCAAGGGUCGGAGUGUGACAUCUGGGAUGGCCAGCCUGUUUGUAAGUGCCGGGACCGCUGUGAGAGGGAACCCCACUUCACGUGUGCUUCUGACGGCAUGACAUAUUAUAACAAGUGCUACAUGGAUGCAGAGGCCUGUUCCAAGGGUAUCUCUAUCUCUGAGGUCACCUGCAGGUACCAUCUGACCUGGCCCAACACCAGCCCAAUCCCUGCAGAGACCACCCUACAUCCCACCACCGCCCUCCAGACCACCCUCCCAGCUGACGUCCAGCUCCCCACCAUACACAGCGGCCCCACCCAGCUGGCUGUUUUUGUCGGAGAGACAGCUAGCUUCCUGUGUGAGGUGUCUGGGAAGCCACAUCCGGAAAUCACCUGGGAGAAACAGCUGAAGGGCAAAGAGAACAACAUAAUGAGGCCUAAUCAUGUCCGAGGGAACGUCGUGGUUACUAACAUUGGCCAGCUGGUCAUAUACAAUGCACAGCUUCAGGAUGCCGGCAUCUAUACGUGCACAGCCAAAAAUGUCGGGGGAAGUGUAUCAUCACACUUUCCCUUGGUAGUGAUCAGGAGAGAAGUGAAAGGUAAGAAUGCAGAGGGGAAUAGUACCAACCUGCCUUUUCCAGCUGAGGAGUGCCUUAAGAGCCCAGACACAGAUGACUGUGGAGAAGAGAGCAUGAGCUGGCACUACGAACCAAAGAGGAACAAUUGCUUCACCUUCACCUACAGCCAGUGCAAUAAAAACCGUAACCAUUUUGACACCUACGAAGCCUGCAUGCUGUCAUGUGGAGGAGAGCUAGCGGCUCCCUGUAGCCUACCGAGCCUCCAAGGGCCUUGCAAGGCUUACGAGCCUCGCUGGGCCUAUAGCAGCAGCCUCAAAAAUUGCCAGUCCUUUGUCUAUGGAGGCUGCGGUGGCAACGAGAACAACUUUGAGUCCAAAGAGGCCUGUGAAGAGAUGUGCCCCUUUCCGAAGAACCAUAACUGCAAGAUGUGUAAACCCCGAGGCAAAAUGGUCACCAGCUUCUGCAAGAGUGACUUUGUGAUCCUGGGGCGUGUGACCGAGCUGACAGAGGAGCAAGAGUCGGGCCACGCUUUGGUGACAGUGGAGGAGAUCUUGAAGGAUGAAAAGAUGGGUCUGAGGUUCUUCGGCAAAGAACCGCUGGAGGUGGCCCUUCUGAACAUGGACUGGAACUGCCCCUGCCCCAAUAUCACUGUGGCCGACGGCCAGCUCAUCAUCAUGGGAGAUGUUCACAACGGCAUGGCCAUACUGCAGCCCGACAGCUUUGUAGGCUCCUCCAGCACUCGUCGAAUCAGGAAGCUCCGUGAGGUUAUCCACAAGAAAACCUGCGACUUCCUUAAAGAUUUCUCUGCCGUCCAGUAG
Molecule: messenger RNA, 1731 nt
Organism: Xiphias gladius (swordfish)
Lineage: Eukaryota; Metazoa; Chordata; Actinopteri; Istiophoriformes; Xiphiidae
Gene: wfikkn2a
Product: info WAP, follistatin/kazal, immunoglobulin, kunitz and netrin domain containing 2a
Exons: 3
Coding region: 1-1731 (576 amino acids)
Cellular component (GO): extracellular region
Molecular function (GO): protein binding; serine-type endopeptidase inhibitor activity
Source: RefSeq, a predicted model, not a curated record